CGAUGGCGAGCGCAGGUAGCAACUACCGGCUCCGGUGCUCCCUGGCGGGGCACGAGCUGGACGUGCGGGGGCUCAGCAGCUGUCUCUUCCCGACGGGCGCUUUCGUGUCUGUGUCCCGGGACCGGACGGCGCGGCUGUGGGCGCCGGACAGCUCCAACAGAGGAUUUUCUGAAAUGCACUGCAUGAGUGGUCAUUCCAAUUUUGUUUCUUGUGUGUGUGUCAUCCCUCCAAGUGACAUCUACCCCCGUGGACUAAUUGCCACUGGUGGCAAUGAUAACAACAUUUGCAUCUUCACUCUGGAUAACACUGCACCACUUUAUGUUCUGAAGGGUCAUAAAGACACAGUUUGUAGCCUCUCAUCUGGGAAAUUUGGCACUCUUCUUAGUGGCUCAUGGGAUGCGACAGCCAAAGUCUGGUUGAAUGACAAAUGUAUGAUGACACUGCAGGGCCACACUGCAGCAGUUUGGGCAGUGAAGAUAUUACCUGAGCAAGGAUUAAUGUUGACUGGUUCAGCUGAUAAAACCAUUAAACUCUGGAAGGCAGGUAGAUGUGAGAGAACAUUUACUGGCCAUGAAGACUGUGUAAGAGGCUUGGCUACUUUAAGUGAGAUGGAGUUUCUUUCUUGUGCAAAUGAUGCCAGUGUUCGAAGGUGGCAGAUAUCUGGCGAGUGUCUUGAAGUUUAUUAUGGACACACAAAUUAUAUUUACUGCAUAUCUGUCUUCCCAGACAGUAAAGAAUUUGUUACCACUGGUGAGGAUCGAUCUCUCAGAAUCUGGAGACAGGGGGAAUGUGCACAGACAAUCAGACUUCCAGCUCAGUCUGUUUGGUGCUGCUGUGUGUUAGAAAAUGGAGACAUUGUUGUUGGAGCAAGUGAUGGCAUCAUCAGAGUGUUUACAGAGUCGUUGGAGCGCACAGCAAGUCUGGAGGAGAUUCAGGCUUUUGAAAAUGAGCUUUCUCAAGCGACACUUGAAUCUAAAACUGGUGAUCUAGGGGAUAUUAAUGCUGAUGAUCUUCCUGGUAUUGAGCAUUUGAACGAACCAGGUACAAAGGAUGGACAGACAAGGCUUAUUAAAACUGAUGGGAAAGUUGAAGCUUACCAGUGGAGCGUGAAUGAAGACAGGUGGAUGAAAAUAGGGGAUGUUGUUGGCUCUUCUGGAGGCACACAGCAAACAUCUGGGAAAGUUUUGUUUGAAGGAAAGGAAUAUGAUUUCGUUUUCACUAUUGAUGUGAAUGAAAGUGGGCCUUCCUACAAGUUGCCAUACAACAGCAGCGAAGAUCCAUGGCUGACUGCAUACAAUUUCCUGCAGAAGAAUGAUCUAAAUCCCAUGUUCCUGGAUCAAGUGGCCAAAUUCAUAAUUGACAACACCAAAGGGAAAACACUUGGGAAUAUGAGCGCUGAAUUUUCAGAUCCUUUCACAGGUGGUGGCCGCUAUGUUCCAGGUACAUCUUCAGAAUCCAAUGCAGGACCUGCAGCAGAUCCAUUUACAGGUACUGGUCGCUACGUCCCAGGUUCAGCAUCUGAUCCUGCCGCUUCUCUAAGUGGAGUUGAUCCAUUUACAGGGACUACUGCCUACAAAUCAGCUAAAGCUGAAAAUCUAUUUUUUCCAAAGAAAGAAGCUGUUACUUUUGAUCAGGCCAACCCAACACAAAUACUGGGUAAAUUGAAAGAACUUAACGGAAGUGCCCCUGAAGAACAACAGUUAACUGAAGAUGAUUUCGAUCAACUAGAAAAGAUGCUGUCUAUAGUAUGUAAUAUCUCUGCGGAAACACCAUCAGCACAGCAACUUCAAGCUUUGUUGAAAGCAAUUAACUGGCCAGCAGACAUUGUCUUUCCAGCACUAGAUAUUCUUCGAUUAGCAAUCAGGAAUCCCAGUGUGAGUGAAAGCUUCUGCAGCGAAAAGGACGGCAUUCAGUUCAGCAGCCACCUCGUCAAAUUUCUGAACCCUUCAGGAAAGCAAGCUAACCAGAUGCUGGCUCUUAGAACUCUCUGCAACUGUUUUGUCCACCCAGUUGGCCAAAAGCUCAUGAUGUCGCAGGGGGAUCUGAUAAUGUCACAAGCGAUAGAACUAAAACUGAGCAGCAAUAAGAACGUUCACGUUGCACUGGCCACCUUGGCUCUGAACUAUGCCGUUUGUUUACAUAAAAUUAGUAACAUUGAGGGUAAAGCUCAGUGCUUGUCAGUAAUCAGCAGUGUUAUGGAAGUUGUGCAAGACCUCGAAGCUAUAUUUAGACUGCUUGUGGCUCUUGGGACACUAAUCAGUGGUGAUUCAAAUGCUGUACAGUUAGCUAAGUCUCUAGGAGUUGAUUCUCAAAUAAAAAAAUAUUCCUCUGUAUCAGAACCAGCUAAAGUAAAUGAAUGCUGUAGGCUUGUCCUUAAUUUGCUCUAACAUUUUUAAAGCACUUGGGAGCCUAGGACUGUGCUGAAGAUGAUUUUACAAGAAUUGACAAAAUACUGUGGGUUAAUUAUCCAGUUGUUAAGUUAAAAAAAAAAAACCUAAAUAAAA
Messenger RNA from Euleptes europaea (tarantolino), 2504 nucleotides. RefSeq names its product phospholipase A2 activating protein (gene PLAA). The transcript has 14 exons. Gene Ontology annotation, cellular component: nucleus; cytoplasm. Bases 3 to 2387 code for a protein of 794 amino acids. The record is from RefSeq and is a predicted model, not a curated record. NCBI's taxonomy places the organism in Eukaryota, Metazoa, Chordata, Lepidosauria, Squamata, Sphaerodactylidae. Gene Ontology annotation, molecular function: ubiquitin binding. Gene Ontology annotation, biological process: proteasome-mediated ubiquitin-dependent protein catabolic process; ubiquitin recycling.